GAGCAUUGACUGGCGCACCACACUAACAAUGGCAGGUAUAAUAAAGCCAGUAAAUACUUUUAAGGAUGAAAUCAUUUGCUCUAUGUGCCUGCAAAUAUUCACAUAUCCAGUGUCUCUCAGUUGUUCUCACAGCUUUUGCUUAAGCUGCAUUCAAGAUCAUCUGAAACAUAAACCAGCAACAGAUAAGUAUUCAUGUCCAGAGUGCCGUACAAUGUUUGAUGAUAAGCCACGGCUGUUGAAAAAUACAGAGCUGUCUGACAAAGUUGAGCAGCUGUCCAGAAACCAAGGUAAUGGAAUAUAUUGUGACUACUGCCUGGAAGACGCAGUACCUGCUGUGAUGAGUUGUAUUCAGUGUGAGGCCUUCUUCUGCAUGACCCAUCUCCGGCCACAUAGUGAAAAAGUGUACCUUAAGGAGCACCUGCUAGUGGAUGUUUCAGAAGCACUUUGCCUGAGAAAAUGUGCUGAACAUAAGGAGAUCCUGAAGCUGUUCUGCACAGAAGACCACAUCUGCAUCUGCUCCCUCUGCUGCAUAGUGGGCCAGCAUAAACAACACAAUGUGGUUACUAUUGAAGAAGCAAAAACUGAAGUACAGACGUCUUUGACAGAAAGAUUAAGAGAACUCAACAGAAAGAAGAAUAAAGCAGAAGACAGAAUUAAACAUGUCAGAGCAGUGAACUCACAAAUGCUAAGUAUUUACUCUUCCUUCCAUGAAAAAACUGUUCAACAAUAUAAAGAAAUUAAAGCUGUCAUCGAAGAGGAUGAACAGCAGACACUCCAUUUCAUUGAAGCUGCAAAACAGGCCGCCUUGCUGUAUACUGAAAACCAGACCAAACAGUACGCUGAGGAGCUGGAUGACCUGAAAAGGGUGAUCUCGCAGGUCAGCACAGUCCUGAAUCAGAGCAAUGCACUAAAGUUCUUAAAGAGUGCAAGCUGCAAUGAAUAUCGAAUACAUUUAUUGCUUAACAAACCAGAUCAAGCUGUUCAUGAUACCCUUGUUGAUGAAGGUGUGCUCUCGUCCAUAAUGAAAUCUGUUACAAAGUUGUUCAACAGUCUGACAAAACAAGCUACAACAGUCCGGAAAGCCUUGUUAUCUUUUGCAACUACAGUGACUCUGGACCCUGUUACUGCAAACGAGAACCUUCUCCUGUCAGAAGAUCGCACAAUGGUACGCUACACUGAUGAACCGCAGAAAGCACCUUAUAGCCCUAAACGAUUUGAUGAUACACUUUACGUCUUUGGUUCUGAAGGUUUCACUUUUGGUAGGCAUUACUGGGAGAUUGUUGUUAAAAGUAAGUCAGACUGGGAGAUUGGAGUUGCAUAUACCUCAAUGCCCCGGAAGGGAAAAUCUUGGCUUGGGAGGAAUCCUGUUUCGUGGUCACUGGAAUGCAGCAAUAUCACUUACACUGCAUGGCACAACAACAUAUCAAUAAAAUUAAGUUGCAGAUCAAAGAUUGAGAGGGUUGGUGUUUAUUUAGAUUACAAUGGAGGAAUCAUAGCUUUCUAUAAUGCUGAAAACAUAGCACUUCUUGUGUCCUUCCGCUGUAAGUUUACAGAACCACUAUACCCAGUACUAAAUCCAUGUAACUGUAAAGGAGGAAAUUAUGCCCCUUUAACAGUUUUACAGCUGAAAGGAAUUGGCUCUGUUUAACAUAAUGACUCUUACACAAACUCUGCUCACAUAUUGCCUGUAAUGCUUUAUCCACAGUCUCAUGAUGUCAUCUGUUUUUUUUUUUGUUUGUUUGUUUUUUUUUUUUGAUGUCCUGGAAAUUCAAGGACAAGAGUGUUAGAAACAAACUAGUAUAAAUACUAUAUUAGGAAACAGAAUCUCAUUUGUAAAUAUUUUUUAUGCUUUCAACAGUAUGUUACCUUAAGAACCAAUCAAGAUAAAAUACUGACUUUUAUCAAGAUUACAGUUUGACAUUUAAAAAUCCAAUGUAGUCUCAAAGCAGUACUCACCUGGAAUAAUUACACAAAUUAUUUUUCAUGUUGUUUUUUGUUUUAAGAUGUUUUAUUCCAUAGUUUUAGCAUUUUUGAUAUGAAACUAAUGUUUGAAGGAUUUUGACAAAAA
Messenger RNA from Protopterus annectens (West African lungfish), 2068 nucleotides. Its product is annotated as E3 ubiquitin-protein ligase TRIM62-like. The coding region runs from base 29 to 1648 and encodes 539 amino acids. Gene Ontology annotation, molecular function: zinc ion binding; protein binding. The record is from RefSeq and is a predicted model, not a curated record. The transcript is spliced from 6 exons. NCBI's taxonomy places the organism in Eukaryota, Metazoa, Chordata, Ceratodontiformes, Protopteridae.